Podarcis raffonei (Aeolian wall lizard) is the source of this 2134-nucleotide messenger RNA. It is a transcript of the gene CABP2, whose product is annotated as calcium binding protein 2. Bases 538 to 1380 code for a protein of 280 amino acids. The record is from RefSeq and is a predicted model, not a curated record. The transcript has 6 exons. NCBI's taxonomy places the organism in Eukaryota, Metazoa, Chordata, Lepidosauria, Squamata, Lacertidae. Gene Ontology annotation, molecular function: calcium ion binding.
CACAAGUGUUGAUCCCUUAAGCGGAUUUGCCCAGGAAAGAUCUCUGAGGCAGAGAGCAAAGAGGAAAGGUGCCUCAAGGAGUGAGGAGAUAAGGAAGGAGCAGGGGGUCAAGAGGAGGGAAAGAAGAAGGAGCUUCAGGGGGAGGAAGAUGCUGGAGGGAGGAAUGUAGAACGGGAACCAGGCAGGUAUUGAAAGUGGGGGGCAGGUGGGGUACUUGUUACUUCAGAGAAAGAUCCCUAGAAAUAUGGCAGGCAGCUAGGAGAGGCAAGCACCCAUGUGAAGGAGCACAUGGCUAAGUGUGGCAGCAACACAGAAUAGUGCGGCAACCAGCAAGAGACAGCGAAACAGAUGCAUGGCACCAGGGAGGAGAGUUUAGGCAUACCCAAGAGUGCAGUAGAGAACAUAUGUGAGGGUAGGAGCCAGAGAGACAGAUCAAGGUAGUGUGGAGAGGAGCUAGGCCUUACCAGAGAGACCUCAGAGACUGUCUGCAGGAGGAAGGGAUAGAGAAAGGGGCCCAGUUCUUCCCCGGCUCUCAACAUGUUCUUUUUUCUCCGGGAGACCCAACGGCAGAGCAGCGAGACACCGGCACUGAGAGCAUCUCGGGCUCUUUCGCAAAGCGGUUCUCACCGACGCUCCAAGAGUGCGCGGACCCGCAGGACAGGCAGUCAGGCCCGGGAAGGAGACAAGCGGCUCAUGGAGCCAGCCAGAUCCAGGAGCACCUCGGAGGCAACCACCGCUGCUGCCGCCUCUGUGGCCCUCUAUGGCACCCAACACCACCGACUGGAGGAUGAAGCAACCUUGAUCAGAACGGUCGAUCCCAAAGACCAGCUGUUGCCAGGGGUGAUGGGAAGGGCCAGCUCAGCUCACGUGGAAGAUGAAUGCCCAAGCCUCUGGGCGAUGGAGCCCAUCCUCACCUCUGUCUUUGGGCAGGACAGAGAGCUGCGACCAGAGGAGAUAGAAGAGCUAAAGGAGGCCUUCCGAGAGUUUGACAAGGACCAUGAUGGCUACAUCAGCUACAAAGACCUGGGGGAAUGUAUGAGAACCAUGGGCUACAUGCCCACUGAGAUGGAGCUCAUUGAAUUGUCUCAGCAGAUCACUGGAGGGAAGGUGGAUUUUGAUGACUUUGUGGAACUGAUGGGCCCCAAGAUGCUGGCAGAAACAGCAGACAUGAUUGGGGUGAAAGAACUGCGGGAUGCCUUCCGAGAGUUUGACACAAAUGGCGAUGGACAGAUCAGCAUAGCUGAGCUAAGGGAAGCCAUGCGCAAACUCUUGGGACAGCAGCUGAACUACCGUGAGGUGGAUGAGAUACUCAAAGAUGUUGAUCUGAAUGGGGAUGGCCUUGUGGACUUUGAAGAGUUUGUACGGAUGAUGUCUCGCUGAGAGCAGCCAGCAGCAGCAGCCCAAGGCUGAAGUGCCUUACGGAGAGGAGAGACUUCAAGCUGCCAUAUAUCCUGAUCUAAUCAUCAGGAGCAAUGGCAGCAUGUGAGAACUUCUUACACAUCCUGUGUACCCUGCUUGGAGCCAAACAGCCACUCCUAAAGUCCAGAGACUUGCAUCAGCUUCAGCACCUUCAAUGACAUCCUUGACUGGAUCUCAAGACUGAUACCCCAUCUACUGUUUUAGAGACAGCCAAGACCGCAAGCUCUCAGGCUCUGGAUGUCAUUGUACCUUGCCUUUACUCUGUUCUCUGUAACGCUGACCUUUCACCCCAAGCAUACCUUAAGAAGGAACAGUCAACCAACAAAUCUCCCUUAAAUAUUCUGCAUGCAAUGGUGUAACAAUAUUUGAAACGCUUCAUCGUCCUAUUCCAAGAGGGGCUGCUUUUCUUUCCUUUCCCCCUCUCUAAAUGGUGUUUGUUUUUAAAAGUACAUUGUUCUCCACUGUGGCAUGCUCACCCCCAUCUCUGACGUCCUUUCUAAGAACAGUGGAAUAAUGGCAAGGAGUUGGCUUGUGGUCCCAAACAGGGAUUGUUCUGGAAACUGGAUGGGCUGGCGCUCACUGCCUGCUAUUAAGCCAACCUUUGUGACUUAAAGGGAUCUAUGGUGCAUGAAUAUUCAUUAGGUUUACUGGAAGUGGCAGCUGUGUGAUCCAGAGGUGUUCGGCCCUCAAAAGAUCUGGGAAUCUGACAUGCAAA